AUGUUCAGUCGCUCCGAGGAAGAGCCCGAGGAGGACCAGCGUGCGCGCCGCCAUGCCCAAGAGCCUUCCCUCCAAGUGGCUCGCCAGCCCAGCAAGUCCUUCUUCCAGGCCGUCCUGCCCGUCUUCGCCUGCGGAGCUGGACUCUUCUCCGACGGCUACAUCAACAACGUCAUUGGCUCCGUCAACACCCUCUUGAAGCUGCAGUACAAAGAGGUGUACACCGGCUCCAACGCCGCCCGCUACGUUGCCGACAUCGCCUUUGCUGGCACCGUCGUCGGCCAGCUCCUGUUCGGCUUCACCUGCGACUACUGGUCGCGCACCAACUCCCUCAUGGCGUCCACGGUGAUCCUCAUCGUGUUUACCGCCUUGGCCACCGGUUCCUACUACAAAGGCGACCCCGUCGGAAUGUUCAACAUGUUGACCGCCUGGCGGUUUUUCGUCGGCAUCGGCAUUGGAGGCGAAUACCCAGCUGGCAGUGUCGGAUGCGCCGAAUCCACCGGCGAGCUGAAGAGCGGCACGCGCAACCGGUGGUUCAUCUUGUUCACCAACACCAUGAUUGACUGGGGUUUCGUGGUUGGCGCCUUUGUACCGUACGUCGUCGCAGCUGCCGCCCACAGCCAGCACUACGAGACCAUUUGGCGCACCAGCCUGGGCAUCGGCGUCGUCUUUCCCCUGAUGCUGCUCUGGAUGCGGCUGCGGCUCAAGGAACCCGAAGAAUUCGCCAAGGAGUCGAUGCGCAACAACACGCCGUACCUACUGGUCCUGCGGUUCUACUGGUUCCGCCUCCUUUGCGUCAGCCUCAUCUGGUUCCUCUACGACUUCUCGACGUACGCGUUCGGCAUCUACUCGUCGGACAUUCUGCAAGGCAUCUACGGAAAGCAAGCUGCCCUGACGACCGUCUUUGGCUGGAACACCGUCAUCAACAUGUUCUACCUGCCGGGAACCAUUGCCGGCGCCUUCGUGUCGGACUGGGUCGGACCCAAGUACACCCUGAUCGGCGGGGUGCUCCUGCAGGCCCUCGUCGGAUACGUCAUGGCCGGGGUGUACGGGAGCAUCAAGACGCACAUCGCGGGCUUCGCCGUCAUAUACGGCGUCUUCCUGUCGCUCGGCGAGCUCGGGCCCGGCAACAACAUCGGCCUCUUGGCGUCCAAGACGUGCGCCACCGGCGUCCGCGGCCGCUACUACGGCAUCGCCUCGGCCGUCGGCAAGGUCGGCGCGUUUGUCGGCACCUGGGUGUUUCCGUACAUCCAGGCCGCCGGCGGCAACGACGUCGAGUCGGCCCAGUACCCCUUCUGGGUGGCCUCGAGCCUGUGCGUCCUCUCGGCCGCCGUCGCCUGGCUCUUCAUCCCCAACAUCCAGCAGGACACGAUUGCGCACGAGGACGCGCGCUUCCGCGCGUUCCUCGAGAGCCGCGGCUGGGACACGGCGCAGCUGGGCCUCGGCAAGACGGAUUCCGAGGUGGGCCGCAGCGGCCACCACGAGCACGACGAGCACGGCCCGGACAAGAGCGGCAAGUAG
Ustilaginoidea virens is the source of this 1518-nucleotide messenger RNA. RefSeq lists its product as uncharacterized. Gene Ontology annotation, molecular function: carboxylic acid transmembrane transporter activity. Gene Ontology annotation, biological process: carboxylic acid transport; transmembrane transport. NCBI's taxonomy places the organism in Eukaryota, Fungi, Ascomycota, Sordariomycetes, Hypocreales, Clavicipitaceae. The record is from RefSeq and is a predicted model, not a curated record. Bases 1 to 1518 code for a protein of 505 amino acids. Gene Ontology annotation, cellular component: plasma membrane. The transcript is spliced from 4 exons.